ACUGCGAAAAAUAUAAAGGAAAACUUCAAAUCUCUCGCUAUAACAAGGUUUGCCAAGUGUCAUGAACAGGGUGUAUUAUUAUAGUGAGAACAGCCACUGGUGGCAGAAUGUGAACUCGCUGGCUACAGGAUUCUACCUGCACCGUCAGGUGGGUGAACAGGUGCAGCCAGCACAGCCGGGAGGGUGUCCGCCACUCAUCCACACCCUCACCGUGGCCGAACACUUAGCUGAAAUCAUCCUGGAGGCGAGGUUUGGCAGUGGCCAUCUGAAGCGGCGGCGAGGCAGGACUGCCUUCAGCUCCCAGCAGCUGGAGGCCCUGGAGACGGCCUUUCACACAACCCGCUAUCCCGACUUGGCCAUGCGGGAACGGCUGGCGAUGUACAUCAACCUCCCAGAGCCAAGAAUCCAGGCACGUUCUGUUUGACCUAUUUGUCAUUUUUAGCAGCCAGUCCAUUUGGAUAAAUAGUCAGGGCAACUGAAAGUGAUCAUUGUUGCACUGGGACAUUGUCAGCA
Leucoraja erinaceus (little skate) is the source of this 513-nucleotide messenger RNA. RefSeq names its product diencephalon/mesencephalon homeobox protein 1-B-like. Gene Ontology annotation, biological process: regulation of transcription by RNA polymerase II. The record is from RefSeq and is a predicted model, not a curated record. The transcript has 2 exons. NCBI's taxonomy places the organism in Eukaryota, Metazoa, Chordata, Chondrichthyes, Rajiformes, Rajidae. Gene Ontology annotation, molecular function: RNA polymerase II transcription regulatory region sequence-specific DNA binding; DNA-binding transcription factor activity, RNA polymerase II-specific. The coding region runs from base 62 to 424 and encodes 120 amino acids.